UAUAGGGGUUUUUUAAUUCUUUAUAGGUUCGCCGACGAUUCCCUUGCCGCCUGCCUUCUCUACGCCUCUUACGAUCUCCGACGAAGUUCCGGCGGCGGAAAUUCUUUUCAGAUGGAAGACUGCUGCGCGGUGUGUGCCGAAUCCCUCGAGUGGGUCGCCUAUGGAUCUUGCGGUCAUCGGGAUGUAUGUUCAACUUGUGUUGUCCGCCUCCGCUUCGUUCUCAGCGAUCGCCGCUGCUGCAUAUGCAAGACUGAAUGCCCCACUGUCUUCAUAACUAGGGCUUUGGGGAAUUUUACUGAGACAAAAGUAAAUUUUUCGGAGUUCCCACCUGGUGUUACAGAAGGCCAGCAUGGGAAAUACUGGUACCAUGAGGAUUCACAGGCAUUCUUUGAUGAUGCCGACCAUUACAAAAUGAUAAGCGCAAUGUGCAGGCUUUCAUGUAGUAUCUGUGAAAAGAACGCUGAGGCAGCAAGGAGAGGCACCAGUAACAAAAAGCUUAAAUUUAAGGACAUAGAGCAGUUGAAGAACCAUCUCUACCAUCAACAUAAAAUGUUCAUGUGCAAUUUAUGUAUGGAAGGAAGGAAGAUAUUUAUCUCUGAGCAGAAGCUUUACUCUAGAUCACAGCUGAGGCAGCACAUAAGCACUGGUGGUUCAGAGGUGGAUGGUAGCGAGAGUGAACGUGGGGGAUUUACAGGGCAUCCCAUGUGUGAAUUCUGCAAAAACCCAUUUUAUGGGGAUACCGAACUUUAUAUGCACAUGUCUAGAGAACAUUUCACCUGCCACAUCUGCCAGAGGCAACACCCUGGCCAGUAUGAUUAUUAUAGAAACUAUGAGGACCUAGAGACUCAUUUCCGACAAGAUCAUUUUUUAUGUGAAAGUGAAACCUGCUUGGCAAAGAAAUUUGUUGUCUUUCAAACUGAUGCUGAAAUGAAGAGGCACAAUGCCAUUCAGCAUGGGGGUCACAUGUCACGUGCCAAGAGGAAUGCUGCCCUUCAGAUACCUAUUAGUUUCAGAUAUCGACGGAACGAGCAGGACCAACGACGAGGAAGAAGACGUGAUCUUCAUCUUGAAUCAUCUAAUAACCAACUAAACAUGGCAAUCCAAGCUAGUUUGGAGACUGCAAUCUCAGAGGGUAGACUGAAUGCUGAACAUGGGGAAGCAAGUCAAGCUGAUGAAAUCACAAGUUCAAUGGAACAAUUAGUUCUUACUUCACAUUUUGAACCAAUCUCUUCAGUAUCUAUUCCGGCCAACAGACAUAGCUCUGGAAAUGAAUCCAUUCUUCAGGAAAUAUCCUUUCCUCCUCUCUCUGAUUUCGAACCACCACUGCCUUCUUCCAGGUAUGCACAGGUUCUUAAUCGAAGAAGUGGAGCGAGUUUGGGAGAAGAAUCAUUCCCUCCUCUAAAUGGAGUUAAAGUAAGCAGUAAACCAAAGCCCAAACUGGUUUCAGACAGUAUUGUAUCAGAUACAAUCGCAGCUCGUAUUAAUCCUCGUAACAAGGGUUCUGUUAAAAUUCUUCACUCUGCUAAACUGAGACCGGUUGAAAACUAUGAAGCUGGUUCCUCUGCUUCAAGUUCUUCCCACAUGAGACCCACACAAAUCUCUCAACCAGCACCUUCAUCUUCUUCCUAUGCUAGGCCUUGGGGUGUGUCGAGUCAGGUGGCUCCAUCUUCCAGUUCUGUCCCUCAGGUAGGAGAAAAUGGGUUUGCAGCUGCUAUUUCUACAAACUCUGCAUGGGCACUUAAGAACAUGAAAAUGAAGCAUUCAGCAUCGGCUCCUAAUCUCCACAACAGCGACUCUUCUGAGAGUUCUACACCCCAAAUUGUAUCUUCUGUCACUUUAAAUAAAGAAUUCAUUCUCAAUUACAGAAUCACAGAAUCACCGUCACAUGUGGAUGUUUACAGAGCGAACAAAUCUUUGGUAGAAAAUAUCCGCGCAGGUUUAGGAAUGGAUGAGAAUAAAUAUGCAGCAUUCCGAAGCAUUUCUGCUGAAUAUCGUCAAAGUCUUAUAAAUUCGUGGGAAUAUCUCUCUUAUGUUGAGCAAUUUGGUCUUUCACAUCUUGUUCUUGAACUAGCUCAGCUCUGCCCUGAUCCCCAGAAACAGAAGGAACUUAUUGAUGCUUAUAAUGCUAACCUGUUUGCUAAGAAUCAAAGAGAAAGCAGCAGUAAUGCUGCUAUUUCAAAAAAAGAUGGGAAGAUAAGGAAGGGGAAGACAGAAGCUAUUAAUCACACAGAAAAUUCUUCUGCAAAAGAUGCAUUGGCUGAUAGUAUUUCAGAACAAGUUAGAAAGCUGCAGACAAGUCGCUAUCCUCCAAAAGAUGAGGAUGAAGUGGAGAUUUUGACCAAGGAUGGGUAUCGAACAAACAUGGUUAAAAUUCCAUCAGCCAUAGAAGGGAGCAGCACGAGCUAUAUGAAUUCAAAUGUGGUUGAUUUAAGUAGUGAGAGAGAAACUAUUAGUAACCAUGGUUUGGGAAGUGAGCGGCAUAAGAAAAACAAAAAGACAUCAAAGUUUAAUAGAGUUCGCCUGGGUGAUGGUUCGGCUGCAGCUUAUCUUGACCUAUGUAGUCAACAAACUAGUCCUGAAAAUACUGCAGGAGAAGAAAGAAACAAGCGAGCUGAUGUGUUACCUGCUCAAGGUGUUUGGGGUAAAGGGGGUGGAAAAAAACUUUUCACUCAGACAGGCACCUCAAAAUGAAACUAUUCUUGCAGUUUUAUUCUUUCUUAAGUUACAUUUGUGUAUCUAUUAACUUAUUUUGAGCAGGGUUCUAAGCAGAGAAAGCUGGUAAAGCUUGGAAAGUUUUGAAUAUCUGAGUUUUCCUUGCAGUACUACCAAAAUAUAGGUAAAUCAUAUAUCAUACUUGUAUAUUGUUUCGACAAAAUUUGUUUUUAGGUUUUUCUUUAUGUUUGCUAAAUAUUAUUAGAACAUGCUGAGGGCAUUUUCUAGUGCACCAUUAUUGUGGAGAAAUUCAUUUUGUUAUUAGAUUCUCUUUUUUCUUAACUCAUGGGCACGCGUGUGUAAUUUGACUCUGAACUGAAGACCUUGUGAUUAGGUACAAAAUACGCAACCAUUAGGCCAAGUUGUUGCACAUUAUUUAUUUUUUUAAUUUUAAUACAUUGCCUUUUCCCUCUU
This is a messenger RNA of Phalaenopsis equestris, 3126 nucleotides long. Its product is annotated as zinc finger protein 598-like. Lineage: Eukaryota; Viridiplantae; Streptophyta; Magnoliopsida; Asparagales; Orchidaceae. The record is from RefSeq and is a predicted model, not a curated record. Gene Ontology annotation, biological process: protein ubiquitination; rescue of stalled cytosolic ribosome. Gene Ontology annotation, molecular function: ubiquitin protein ligase activity; ribosome binding.